UUGCGAUAGCACAUAUCGAAAAACAUCUGCAGCCUCUGAAAUUAUAAUGCUGUUGAAAUAAAUCGAUAUAAAUAUUCUUAUUUAGAAAUAGACACCCAACAAUUUAAUGGAUCUGGAGCUUGAUAUUCUUGACUCGCUGCAGGCUCUUCGCUACGAAGGAGCUUGCUUGGAGCAAAAGAAUUUCUGUAAGGCUGUGGACGAGGGCAUAGACAGCGGCGACUUGCGGGAUGUGAUUUUUUGGCUGGCCAACGAGUUGCACGUUUUGCGUAAGACGGACGAGCGUGUGACCUCCAGUGGUAAGGAUCAUGAUGAGUUUGCGUUCGAACUGUCACUGCUUCUCACUGAACUGCAGUGUCCAUACCGGCAAUUGGUCAUAGGGCCCAUAGCGGAGAGAUUUCAGAAGCGUGACUCAUUGCUGCAGCUGCUUGAAUAUCUGACCACGGAAUUGAUGGCCACCAAGAUGUCGCUGAAGACACAGCGUAGCAUCGAACCGCCAACUAAGAAAUCAAAGACUGAAUCAAAUAUCCAACAAAAGAUUUUAGAACUUUCCAGGGACUUAAACUUGGGUGUAGAUUUACCCAAGAAUUUGAAUACGAAAAUGUUAUUUGAUAAGUUCACUCCGCGACUUGAGCAACUGCUCAAGCAGACGAAUCCCAAAGUGGUCAGUGAGUCGCUGCUGGAUCCAAAUAAACCCCUCAGCGAUUCCCUGUGGCGUCUUUUGGAGACAAUGCAUAAAGAUCUCGAUGGUGAAUACAAUCUACGCCGUCAGAUGAUGUUAACCCGUCUGGAGGCCACCGUUCAGAGCUUCCAGUGGUCCGAAUCGAUGCAUAAUCGUGAAAAUGAGAUAGUGUCGCGCUUCCAAAACAAACUCAAGGAAUUGGAACAACUGAGAUAUGGUGGUGAUGAUACGAAUAUAGUGGCCCUGCUGGCAGCUCGCAAGGAUCUAGCCAUUAUUGAGAAAACUAGCUCAGCCCAAGUGAGAAAGAACACGACAUCAAAGAUACAGAAACAUGUGAUUGGCAGAGUGCCUGAUCGUGGUGGCAGAGCCAAUGAGCAUGCUCCCCCUCCGCCUGAGAUGCCAUCAUGGCAGCAGCAACGAGCCAGUGGACCUCCAGGUGGUGGGGGUCGUGGCGGCGGUGGCGGUGGGGGUGGAAGAGGAGGAGGAGGAGGUGGAAACUUUCGAGGGGGCCGUGGUGGAGGCGGCGGUGGCGGUGGCGGAAAUUGGCAGCAGGAACCUCCACAACAGCAACGUGAUCGUGGAGAUCGAGAUAGAGAUCAGCAGUGGAUAAGCGGCAGUGGUCGUGUGCAAGGCACUGGCUGGACUAACAGUGAUCGACGCGAUGGAGGUGGACGUGGUGGCGGUGGACGGGGUGGAGGAGGACGAGGCGGCGGUGGUGGAGGCUAUCAUCAACGUGGUGGAUAUCGCUAAGUCGGAAUUUGCACAUAACCCAGAUUUUUUUUUUAUUUAUUGCCCAUAUGGAUAUUAAAAUCGAAUUAAUGGCCAAACGAAA
Molecule: messenger RNA, 1511 nt
Organism: Drosophila willistoni
Lineage: Eukaryota; Metazoa; Arthropoda; Insecta; Diptera; Drosophilidae
Product: protein FAM98B
Exons: 2
Coding region: 107-1429 (440 amino acids)
Cellular component (GO): tRNA-splicing ligase complex
Source: RefSeq, a predicted model, not a curated record